Messenger RNA from Tupaia belangeri chinensis (Chinese tree shrew), 7975 nucleotides. RefSeq names its product ras responsive element binding protein 1 (gene RREB1). Gene Ontology annotation, cellular component: nucleus. The record is from RefSeq and is a predicted model, not a curated record. Lineage: Eukaryota; Metazoa; Chordata; Mammalia; Scandentia; Tupaiidae. Gene Ontology annotation, molecular function: DNA-binding transcription activator activity, RNA polymerase II-specific; RNA polymerase II cis-regulatory region sequence-specific DNA binding. Gene Ontology annotation, biological process: regulation of transcription by RNA polymerase II.
UAACACGUCCCCAGGAGACUCGCAGGAGCAACACGUGAUGUGUCUACUUAUCAGGUUUGCAUCUCUCCUCGUUCUCUCCUCGAAGCCCACCGGUCCCCACCGCAUCAUGCCUGGGAGCCCAGCGCCCUGGCCGGCCGUUGCUCCAGCUCUGCUCCAGAAGCGGUGGCUUUGAGGUGUGACCCUGUCCACGUCCGCGCCCAGCCAGCAGCAGCAUCUCAGUAAGGAGGACGGCUUGAUAAGGCCAAAAAACAGGGUCAACGAGUGACACCAAGAAAAGGAGAACAGAAGCAAGCGCGGGCUCCUUCCUGCCCCACGCGGAUGAUAGCGCUAACAGGGGCAAUUCCAUAGUGUAUCAUUUGGGGCAGAAAAUGGAGUUCUAUGGCAGUGGCUUCUUAGAAGCUUAGACCCCCCAUCCCAAUGACGUCAAGUUCGCCCGUUGGCUUGGAAGGUUCAGACCUGUCUUCCAUCAACACCAUGAUGUCGGCUGUAGUGAAGGUCACCGAGAACGUUGGGGGCCCCCCGAGCAGCAAGUCCCCCGCCAAACCUCCAGGACCAAAUCGGAUUGGCAGAAGGAACCAGGAAACGAAAGAGGAGAAGUCUUCCUACAACUGCCCCCUGUGUGAGAAGGUUUGCACUACCCAGCACCAGCUGACCAUGCACAUCCGACAGCACAACACGGACACUGGAGGGGCAGACCACGCGUGCAGCAUCUGCGGGAAGUCCCUGAGCUCCGCCAGCUCUCUGGACCGCCACAUGCUGGUGCACUCCGGCGAGAGGCCUUACAAAUGUACUGUGUGUGGCCAGUCUUUCACCACCAAUGGGAACAUGCACAGACACAUGAAGAUCCAUGAGAAGGAUCCUAAUGGCACUGCAGCCGCGGUCCCUUCAUCCCCUCUGAAGCGCCGGCGGCUGUCGUCCAAGAGGAAACUGAGCCACGAUGCCGAGUCGGAGCGAGAAGACCCAGCACCGGCUAAAAAGAUGGUAGAAGAUGGGCAGUCGGGUGACAUGGACAAGGCGGCUGACGAAGUCUUUCACUGCCCGGUAUGUUUCAAGGAGUUUGUGUGCAAAUACGGACUGGAGACCCACAUGGAGACCCAUUCGGAUAACCCACUCAGAUGUGACAUUUGCUGCGUCACCUUUCGAACACACCGAGGCCUGCUUCGGCACAAUGCACUUGUCCACAAACAGCUUCCCAGGGACGCCAUGGGGAGGCCCUUCAUCCAGAACAACCCUUCGAUUCCUGCCGGCUUCCAUGACUUAGGGUUCACAGACUUCUCCUGCAGGAAGUUCCCUUUCAUCUCUCAGGCCUGGUGCGAGACCAACCUGCGCAGGUGUAUCAGCGAGCAGCACCGGUUCGUCUGCGACACCUGCGACAAGGCCUUCCCCAUGCUGUCCUCGCUCAUCCUGCACAGGCAGACUCACGUCGCCGCGGACCAGGCUCAGGAGAAGCUGCAGGCCAAGGCCCUGCCUGAGGACGCCCCGGACCAGAAGGUCUUCCUGGCCUUCCUGGGCCUGCAGCACACCAAAGACGUCAGGCCUGCCCCCGACGAGGAGCCCCUGCCCGAGGGCAGCCAGGCCACACAGCUCCAGACACUCAAGUGCCAGCUACCUCAGGACCCCGGCUGCACCAGCGUGCUGAGUCUGUCUCCUUUCGAAGCUACUUCCCUGGGCGGGUCUCUCACGGUCCUCCCUGCCACCAAGGAGAGCAUGAAGCAUCUGUCCCUGCAGCCCUUCCAGAAGGGCUUCGUCAUCCAGCCCGACAGUAGUAUCGUGGUCAAGCCUAUCUCUGGGGAGUCGGCCAUCGAACUGGCGGACAUCCAGCAAAGCCUGAAGAUGGCGGCCUCGGCCCCCCCGCAGAUCAGUCUUCCGCCUCUCUCCAAGGCCCCUGCCGCCCCUCUGCAGGCGAUCUUCAAGCACAUGCCCCGUCUGAAGCCAAAGCCCCUGGUCACACCGAGGACGGUGGUGGCCACCUCCACGCCCCCACCUCUCAUCAACGCCCAGCAGGCCUCCCCCGGGUGCAUCAGCCCCAGCCUCCCCCCACCGCCCUUGAAGCUCCUCAAAGGCUCUGUGGAGGCCGCUUCCAACGCCCACCUGCUGCAGUCCAAGUCCGUGCAGCCCAGCGCAGCGGCACAGCUCCUCCUGCAGCAGCCCCGGGUCCAGCUGCCGGGCCAGCCCGAGAUAAAGACGCAGCUGGAGCAGGACAGUAUCAUCGAAGCGCUGCUGCCCCUGAGCAUGGAGGCCAAGAUCAAGCAGGAGAUCACCGAGGGUGACCUCAAGGCCAUCAUGACGGGGCCCGGAGGCAAGAAGCCGCAGGCCAUGCGCAAGGUGCUCUAUCCCUGCCGCUUCUGCAACCAGGUGUUUGCCUUCUCCGGCGUGCUGCGCGCGCACGUGCGCUCACACCUGGGCAUCUCGCCCUACCAAUGCAACAUCUGCGACUACAUCGCCGCCGACAAGGCGGCGCUCAUCCGCCACCUGCGCACGCACAGCGGGGAGCGGCCCUACAUCUGCAAGAUCUGCCACUACCCCUUCACCGUCAAGGCCAACUGCGAGCGGCACCUGCGCAAGAAGCACCUCAAGGCCACGCGCAAGGACAUCGAGAAGAACAUCGAGUACGUGAGCAGCAGCGCGGCCGAGCUGGUGGACGCCUUCUGCGCCCCGGACACCGUGUGCCGGCUGUGCGGGGAGGACCUCAAGCACUACCGCGCGCUGCGCGUGCACAUGCGCACACACUGUGGCCGCGGCCUGGGCGGCUGCCCCAAGGCCCGCAAGCCCUUCGAGUGCAAGGAGUGCAGCGCCACCUUCGCCGCCAAGCGCAACUGCAUCCACCACAUCCUCAAGCAGCACCUGCACGUGCCCGAGCACGACAUCGAGAGCUACGUGCUGGCCACCGACGCCGAGGCUCCGCCUGCCGAGGCCGCGGCCAGAGGGGAGGAGGGCGGCUGCCCUGCCUUGGGGGACCGCAAGCCCCUUGCCGCCUUCCUGGAGCCCCAAAACGGCUUUCUUCACGGGGCCCCUCCUCACGUCUCGGUCAAAUUGGAGCCAGCCAGCAACUUCGCAGUGGACUUCAACGAGCCCCUGGACUUUUCUCAGAAGGGCCUGGCCCUCGUCCAAGUGAAGCAGGAAAGCAUCUCCUUCCUGAGCCCCUCUUCUGGGGUCCCCUACGACUGCUCCAUGGAACCCAUUGACCUCUCUAUCCCCAAGAACUUCAGGAAGGGAGACAAGGACCUGGCUGUUCCCGGUGAAGCCAGGAAGCCUGAGCAGGAAGCAGGGAGCAGCAGGCAGCCCUCUCCCUGUCCCCCACCAUGCCCUGUUGUGCCAGUGACUCUGGGGCCCACUGGCGUCCUGGAGAGCCCCGUGGUGCCCGCUGCAGCUGCCCCAACAGCCAGCACCCUGGAGCCUCACGCCCAGCCCCUGCAGGGCUCUGUCCAGCUCGCGGUCCCCAUCUACUCCUCAGCUGUGGUCAGCACCCCUUCCUUCCUGGGCAGCUCGGCCCUCAUCAGCAACUCAGCCCUUCUGAGCAGCCCAGCCUUGCUGCGACCACUGCGCCCCAAGCCCCCCCUACUCCUGCCAAAGCCCACCGUGUCGGAGGAGCUGCCCCCCCUGGCCUCUAUAGCUCAGAUCAUCUCAUCCGUGUCCUCGGCCCCCACCCUGCUGAAGACCAAGGUGGUAGACCUCGGGCCCACAAACGCCGUCAGCAACAUCACAGCUCCAGAUGGCAUAGGGGUCUCCGUCCCCAACACUGCCACUGUCCCUGCUGACACCACCAGCCCUAACGAAUCCAGUGACCCACCCCCCACAGCCAGCAGCCCCGAGGCAGCCUCGCCCACCGACCAGGGGCCCGCUGGCUCCUCCAAGAAGAGGGGCCGGAAAAAGGCGAGGAACCCGCCCCAAAGCAACAGCAGUGGGGUGGACCUGGACUCCAGCGGGGAGUUCGCCAGCAUUGAGAAGAUGCUGGCCACCACCGACACCAACAAGUUCAGCCCCUUUCUGCAGAGCGCAGAGGAUGACACUCAGGACGAGGUGGCCGCAGCCCCCAGCGACCACCAGGGGCCCAGCGACGAAGAGCAGGGCAGCCCCGCCGAGGACAGACUGCUGAGGGCUAAGCGGAACUCCUACGCCAACUGCCUGCAAAAGAUCAACUGUCCCCACUGUCCCCGGGUCUUCCCGUGGGCCAGCUCCCUGCAGCGGCACAUGCUCACACACACUGGUCAGAAACCCUUCCCUUGUCAAAAAUGCGAUGCCUUCUUUUCUACCAAAUCUAACUGUGAACGGCACCAGUUACGCAAACACGGAGUUACCACCUGUGCCCUGCGAAGAAACGGGCUUAUCCCCCAGUCCAAAGAGAGUGAUGUUGGAUCUCAUGAUAGCACAGACAGCCAGUCAGACGCCGAGCCGGCGGCUGUAGCGAACGAGGUGCUGGACCUCACGUCGCGGGACAAGGAGCAGCCUCCGGCAGAGGGUGCUGCGGAGCCCAGCCAGGCCGCAGAGGAGUCCCCUGCAGGAGAGGCUCAGGUGGAGGCGGCCUCCCCUGUGGACAGGGACGAGAAGCAGGAGGAGGAGAACCAAGAGCCUGAGGAGGAGCGUGGCACGGAGGAGAAAGACGAGGACGCGGGUGGCCCGGAGGAGGACGUGGCCAGCAACAAGAGUCUGGACCUCGACUUCGCCAGCAAGCUGAUGGACUUCAAGCUGGCCGAGGGCGAGGCCGGGCCGGUGAGCGGCGGGGGCUCUGCCCAGCAGGACCAGAAGCUGGCCUGCGACACCUGCGGGAAGAGCUUCAAGUUCCUGGGCACGCUGAGCCGUCACAGGAAGUCGCACGGCCACCAGGAGCCCAGGGUCCAGGACAUGCCAGCCCCGGAGGCCGAGGGUGGCAGCGGAGCGGCUGAGGGUCCCACCGUGCCUGAGCUGGAGAAGCCAGCCCAGCCCCCGGCCGAGGAGCCUUCCCCCGACGUGGGAGAGGCUGUGGUCGAGAAGCAGGAAGAGACGGAGGGCCCCUCCGAUGGGGAGGGCGCGGCGGAGAAGAAGUCCUCUGAGAAGAGUGACGAUGACAAGAAACCAAAGACAGACUCCCCGAAGGGCGUGGCCAGCAAGGCGGACAAGAGGAAGAAGGUCUGCAGCGUGUGCAACAAGCGCUUCUGGUCCCUGCAGGACCUGACGCGCCACAUGAGGUCCCACACAGGGGAAAGACCAUACAAAUGUCAGACCUGCGAGCGAACCUUCACCUUGAAGCACAGCCUGGUCCGCCACCAGCGGAUCCACCAGAAAGCCAGGCACACCAGACACCACGGGAGGGACAGCGGCAAGGACGAGCGGCCCGAGGAGGACAGUGAGGACGGCUCCAGUCACAGCGGCAACAACCCCAUCUCGGAGAACGAGGCCGAGCCCGUGGCCAGCACCAGUGGCCAUGUGGCUGUCACCCGGAGCCGGAAGGAGAACCUGGCUAGCGUGGCCAGGGACUGUGGCCGCAGGGAGGAGAAGGCUGUGGCAGGGAGGGCGGUGGACUCCGGCCGGGGCGCCCCCAAAGAGCCGGCAUCCCCAGGCGACGCUGACCCAGAGAGCCCAGUGGCCCUUGGGCAAGACCCACUGGAGUCACGAGGCAAGCGGGCUGGCCACCCCAUCCUGGCUGCCACCGAGGCCGCCUCGCAGCUCCUGGGACUGGAAUGACAGCCCGUGCCGCCCGCCUCAGCCCACGGACAAGCCAGCAGAGCAAAGCGUCCCGAAUCCAGACUUCACGAGGUUUCCUCAGUGCCCUUCAGUUUCCAGGGAGCGACAGAGAGAGAGAGAGAGAGAGAGUGAGAGAUCAAGAUGGGCGAGGACACUGCCUACGCCCAGUGCCAUAGCCCGGCCGCGGACCGCACAGAGACCACAGCCGGGCCGACCCCAGUGCCUUAACUACUUAGCCUGCCUUCCGGAUGCUUACGGCUAUACGUUUUCCCAAAAUGACUUUGUAAGGAAAAACAAACAAAACAAACACGUCUAUUUUAAUGAAUUAUUUGGAGAGGAACUCUUCAUGUAAGCAUUAUCACGACCUUUUGUAUUGAUGUGUGUGAGUUUGUUCUUGAGAAUCUGUGAUCGUCCCGUUUGUUCUGUGAGCUGGAAACAGAAGACAAAACCCAUCCCCGGGGAGGCCCAUCGCCAAUAACUGGAAGAAAAUGAUGUGAAUUUCGUGGAAACGACCAGCGGAGAGGCAGACAAGAUGCUAAUUUCUGAGAAGACUUUUUUUUUUAAUUUUUUUUUUUUUUUUCCAUUUUGCUACGUGGUGGAACUGUCACCCGGUCCUCGGUGUCACCGGUUGUCCUUGAUGGAGGUUUCCAGCACGGUUCAAGCAGAAGCGAGUGUGUCAGCCUCGUGCACCGUUCUGCUCUGUCCGCGUUCGAUGUACCUAGUGCUCACGUUGCCAGGCAUCCGCUCCUAAAGGGUCGGGAAGGUUCCCCCUGCAUCUUAAGGCAGAAAACGUGACACGGGUGUCGUGUGGUUGCUGUCCCCCCCUCCCCUUUCGGUAUAUGUAUUAUUAAUAUUAUUAUUAUUAUUAUUUUUGAGUUCAUCAGUUUGCUGGUCUCUGCAGUGAGCAGAAACACAUGGGCAAUAUUUGUCCCGGGAGACCUGAGCCGCCCGCGGCUUUCUUGGGCACCCUUGGGUGGGAGCUCUUCUACUGUACUCAGAUAAGCCUUUCUUCCCUGGCUGCAGAAGUCCCCAGGGGCCACGAGCCGUCCUCCCGCACAGGGCCACGCAGCAGCCCAGGGUGGGGCGAGCACGGCCAGGCGCCCCAGAGUCGGGGCCCUGCUGAAAGCACUGCAGACACACUUCUGAGAAAGCGAGGCCGUGAUGAGGCCUGUCCUCCCCAGCGUGGUUUUCCCAGUCUUCCUGCUAAGCCCAGGCCACCCCACCCCACCCCCCACCGAGCUACUGUCAUUUGCAAAGCAAGGAAAUACUACUACUGGUCAUGUAACGACACGGGCAAGGUGGAAGACAAGAACUAGAUUAACCUUUCCCUUUCCUGCGAUGUGGGAGUUGGUGCUUGAAGAGAGUCAUACCGUUUCCGGUUUCUUAAACAGCCCGAUGCCCUGGGUGCAGCAAGAUAGGGGUCACUGAUAAGUGAGUGUCUCGGGCAGGUCGUAGACAUCCCUCGCUGUGGCCGCUGGCAGUGAGGAUAAAAGCCUACUGUAGCUUGUCUUCAGCUGAGACCUCCAGGACCCCGAGCCAUUCUGCUGCCGGGGACCCCCUUGUAUUUGGGGAGAGCCUCUCCUUUCUCUGGGAGGGUCGCCCCCUACCCUAACUCUGCUGCCCUUUUCAGUCCCAGAGGUUCCCACUUAACACUCGCUCACACAGAGACACGCAUGUCCCCUCCUGUCCACUUCUUCCCCCCGUCUCUGGUGGCCAAAAGCCAACCUCCCAGAUGUCAAAGGAAGAGCGACUUCUCGAGAGAGUGACAGGUGGUCUCUUUACAUACGAAAGGAGAAGGCUGAGGUAUAUAUGGUUUGUAACUGCAUGAGGGAUGUACAAACUAGUUUCCAAACGAGGUUGUUCAAUGCCGUAGAGAUGAGUGCAAAUUCGAACCCACGUCUCUUGGCCCAUUUAGUUGAAACUCACUUCCUGCAUCCCUUGUUAUUAUUAUUAUUAUUUUUUAAAUUUCAACUGUUAUUGUUAUUUUCAUUAUUGAUAUUAUUCGGGGUUUCUCGUGUUUUGUUUUUCUCUGCAACUCUCCACACUCAAGUCGCAAUAUUGGGGGCGGGGGGGACACAUGAGGCUGCCAUGAGAUACAGCAGCCAUCGGCCCCAGCCGCCAUCUGUAGCCGGGGCUGCCGCCUCAUUAAUCACUAUCGACUUAAAGCUUUAUCCAGCCUCCUUCCUCCGUACCCCGCUAGUCAGUAAGGUCUUGCCACAUUUUAUUAGUGAGGUUGAGAAAUGUGUUCUUUGUGUGUCGUUCUGUCCCCACCCCCCCAAUAUUAAACUGUGAAAUUUGUGAUUUGUUUCAACUC